Molecule: messenger RNA, 4172 nt
Organism: Dicrocoelium dendriticum
Lineage: Eukaryota; Metazoa; Platyhelminthes; Trematoda; Plagiorchiida; Dicrocoeliidae
Source: the annotation of a GenBank genome assembly
GACUGCGGAUAACGACCCCCGUCGAGGUUUUCGCUCCCACUUUUCAGAUUUCUGUAUCAAUACGGCGAACCGCUAUGUCAUCCAAGUGCAUAAGUUGUAGCAAACGCGUCACUUCCCGCUCCAAAGCUGUUCAGUGCGCUCUGUGUGAAGGGUGGCUGCACACUUCGUGCUGUAACAUCGAUGACGCUUUAUAUGAAUGUCUCCAACGCACUGCCUCUGAGGUCAUGAGCUCACAUUGUGACUCAUGUCGAGUAAUAGUGAAUGACAAACGUCUCCUGGCCAACCAUCGUCCUUUGAGUAUAUGCAGCCCUGUCACCUUGGCCGUGGACAAUACGGAAGAUGAGUUACCCCCAUCAUCCAUUUCCCUACCUGCAUCUGGAUCUUCUACACCCAAACCAAAUCGAACCCGCACCCUCUCUGCUACGUCGGCCGAGUCAUUACCGUCCAGUAAGAUGAUUUGUCGACCGAGGAAUAAGCCCGCAACGUAUGCUGCCGUGGCGAGCGCCACCGCUCCAACAACAACCAGUCUAUGCCCAGCUGAAAGCACGCCCCCACGAAAGCUGGUACCUAAGCCCAAGGUGAAAUCCAACACCGGGGAUAACCCUUCCAUAGUGAAGGGAAAUGUGCCCCCGACCUUUGUCAGCCAAAGCCCAGCCACCAAUGCUGUUAAGUUUAAUCCCAAAUCCGGGGAUAAACCAAAUUCUAAGCUCUCAGCUUCUCAGUCGCGAAUGAAGCUAGUUCUCAAUAGACUUUCUGAGCUAGAGAAAGUGAUCAAAGAAAAUCCGUCCUCUCGCAGACCGCAGAUGCCCGAGCGCACUCCACCUUCUCGGGACCGUUGCCUCAUCAUUAUGAACGCAGCCGAAUCGAACAAAGCCACCCCAGCAGAAAGAAUUCUGGAUGACCAAAUUCUUCUCGAGCGCUUGAUCUCUUUGUUAUUUGAUGAAGGGGAACAGGGGAUUAACAUCGUUUCUGCAUUCCGGCUCGGCAGGAAGCAAGAGGACCCAACCAAAUUUCGUCCCCUCAAAGUCGUGUGUCAGACGGAAGAGGAAUGCCGACGUAUUCUGCGACGGACCUCGCGUCUCAAAGGUGAGCCAUAUUACGUACUACGUGAUCUUUCUCCAGAGGAUCGGAUAAAAAUGAAAAAGGCUGUUGAGGAGCUACGAACACGCCGAGGAAAUGGUGAAACUGACCUUCAUAUUGUGGAUUUUUGCGUGGUUCGGAAGACCCUGAGAGCCCGUUGGAGACCCAUUCUUCUCAUCCCGGGACAAUAAAACACACAAGUGGACUAUUUGUGUUAACCGCCAAUGUGCGCAGUCUGAGGAAUAAAUUGGAUGAGAUUCAGUUGAUUGCCUCAGAGACCUGCCCGGACUUAAUGGCCUUCACUGAAACUUGGCUACUCACCGACAUCACGGAUUCAGAGGUGUCUAUCCCUGGUUAUCACCUCUCCCGAUCCGAUCGACAAGGAGGGAGGCCCGGCGGUGGUGUAAUAGUCUAUUGGAAGACUGAUAUUAAAGUGCACGUAGUUGAAGCGAUCAGUGACAAAGACGAUGAGUUUGAUGCACUCUGGUGUCGUGUUCAUGAUGGUCGGAGUUCUCUCUCAUUUGGUGUUGUCUACAGAGCGCCUUCAGGAUCCGGAGCCCGGUUGAUGGACUCGAUCAGGAAGCAUGGUGCACGAAAGGAUUGUCUUAUCGUUGGGGAUUUCAACGCUCCUUCUGUUGACUGGAACCUGUUUCUUUGUGACCGACCUACAGAAUCCUUCGAGGCUAACUUACUGGAGACCAUUCUUCAUUGUAAUUUGCUCCAACACGUCACUACACCAACUCGUAUUCCUCCAGAUCAGACGCCGCAUAUCUUGGAUCUCGUGCUCUCCCCAACACAAUCAGACAUCACGAACCUUUCAGUUCUACAGCCCAUUGGCAGCAGUGAUCACUGUACUGUCUCAUUCCAGUGGUCACGUCGCCUCGCUGUUCACAGUCAACGUGCCGACCGUCGGAAUUUCUGGCGUGCCGACACAACUCGUUUGAAAACGGCGGCAAGCAUUGUCGAUUGGAGUAUCCCUGAACACCUCAAUGUUGACGAAGCGUGGCAUCACUUGUACUCCAAGCUGACGUUACUCAUUGAACAGGUCAUCCCCUUCUCCAAAAGAAGACCCUUCUCCAAAGGCCCUCCAUGGAUCGACCGCGAAUUGAGAUCAAUGAUGAAAAGAAGGCGAAAACUGUGGGAUCGUUUCAGAAUUACGCGAGUUGAGCUUGACUACCGUCACUACAAAACGGUCAGGAAUGCUUGUAACAUAAAAAAACGCGAGAAACGCCAAAAGUACGAACUGUCAUUAGCUGCACUUUCUAGUACAAACUCCAAGGCGCUCUUCUCAUACCUCAAACGAAGCACUAAAGCUGGAAGUGGUGUCCCUGCCUUGUCUCCCUGUGAGCAUUUGGACCUAGUCUACGAAGACGCUGAGAAAGCUAGCCUUUUGGCCCAGCAAUAUUCCUCAGUCUACUCUACCGCAACGCCACUCCCAGAUAGCGUUGCACCCACUCCUCCUUUCCUGCUGGAGCACGUGAAUGUUUCCACUGACGAUGUACUGAAACUUCUACUUGACCUAGACCCGUAUUCCUCGCCGGGUCCUGAUGGUUUACACCCAUUGUUCCUUAAGGCCGUGGCCGGACACAUUGCCGCUCCUGUAUGUCAAAUUUUCCGUCGUUCCCUUGAGGUCGGGCGGCUUCCUACUGCUUGGAAGAUGGGAACGGUUAAACCCAUUUACAAAGGAGGGAACCGACAGAAUCCAGCCAGCUAUCGUCCCAUAUGUUUGACUUCGAUUUUGUGCAAAGUCAUGGAACGGAUUCUGAAACGGGCCCUUCGCCUACAUCUCGAUGAUUUGGAGUUCCUAUCUCCUGCCCAACAUGGCUUCCGAAGGGCGCGUUCAUGUGCUACAAAUUUGCUGGUAGCUAGGGAAAAAUGGGCAAGAUCCUUAGAUGCCGGUAAGCGUCUGGAUGCUGUGUUUGUCGAUUUCAGUAAGGCUUUCGACAAGGUCCCACAUGAGCGGCUCCUCUUCAAACUCCGGGGAAUCGGCGUCACCGGCAAUUUUCUUUCAUGGGUCUCCGAUUUCCUGCAAGGUCGCUUCAUGCAGGUCAAAGUCAACGAAGCGCUUUCUGAUCAAAUUCUCAUGACCAGUGGGGUCCCCCAGGGUUCUGUACUCGGCCCCGAACUCUUCAAUAUCUUCAUCAACGACCUGCCAUCCGAACUGCAGACCGACUGCUUAAUCUACGCUGAUGAUCUGAAGCUGUGGAUUGAGGUUUCCAGUCUGGAAGACGCAGACAUACUUCAAGCGACACUCGAUCAGCUCCACGAUUGGUCACUAAAGUGGCAGUUGCCCAUUAACCAUGACAAAUGCGCUAUCCUUCCAAUCGGUGCUCCUGAGCCUUUUGGGGCUUACCAUAUCGGGGGUUUCCUGCUCAGAAAUGUCAACCAAGAGAGGGACCUUGGGGUGAUUGUGUCUCCUGAUCUCAAAUCAAUGGAGGACACCCGGAAGAGGGUCGCAUCCGCAUACAGGAUACUUCACGCUAUACGGAGAGCCUUUUCACGCCUGACCCCAGCACUCUUCAGAUUACUGUUUGCUUCUCAUGUACGCCCAGUUCUCGAGUACGGAUUGCCUGCUGCGUACCCGCUCACUAAGUCAGAACGUGACAUGAUUGAGAAGGUUCAACGGCGUGGAUCCAAAUCCGUUCCAGAGCUUCGGGACUUAUCCUACCUCCUCCGGCUACAACGGUUGAACCUGUUCUCUUUGGAUUAUCGUCGUCGCCGGGGAGAUAUGAUAUUCACCCGGCGUAUUCUACGAGGUGAGCUGGGGAGUGAGCUGCAAUCGUUCUUUUGUCUAAACACAAGUUGUGCAACUCGAGGCCACCGGUGGAAACUUUUCAAACCGCGGCGACUCCGUGUACGGUCCGAUCUGGCCCUAUCCACCCGGGUAGUGAAUGACUGGAACAGCUUGCCAGAAGCUGUCGUCGAUGCGGAGACGGAGGAAUGUUUCAAACGACGGUUGGAUACCCACUCUUUGAGUGCGCAGGGAUUCUGCUGCCCACAAUACAACCAUAGCGAUCUUCUGCUGAACCUUGUUCCGCAAUGAUCCCAGCAACCCUCGCAAUGUCCGGGAAGUGACGGAGCUGACAUAGGAA